AUGAGCAACUUUGGGCAGAUCCUGAAGGAGAUCGGGGAGUUUGGUUUGUUUCAGAAGCGUUUAGUGGCAGCAUUAUGCAUCCCCAGCAUGUUCGUAGCGUUCGAUGUGAUCGGUCAGGUGUUUGUAGGCAUGAGCUUCCCACAUCACUGUAACACUGACUGGAUCUUGGAGCGUGGGCCAAACCUGACGGAGGAGAGGCAAAGAAAUCUCACCCUCCCAGUGGGCAAGGAUGGAAGUUUUGAAAGCUGUGAAAUGUUCACACCUGUGGAUUUAGAUUUGGAAACCAUUGAAGCGUAUGGGAUUAACAGUACAACAGGAUGCACCAAUGGAUGGGACUAUGAGGCACCCAUGGGUGCUUCCAGUAUUGUGACAGAGUUCAACAUGGUGUGUGACAGGAGCAGUUGGAUCGAGGCGUCACAGUCCAUCUACAUGGCCGGUCUUCUGGUUGGAGCGCUGGUGUUGGGGCAGAUGGCUGACAGGUACGGUCGACGCAUCGUGGUGGUCCUCUCGCUCCUCCUCUUACUGUCGUUCGGAGUCGGGAUUUCUUUCUCACCCAACAUCUAUGUUUAUAUGGUUCUCAAAUUCUUCGGUGGCAUCUCCAUUUCAGGCAUUAUUGCUAAUGCAUUUGUAAUAGGUGGAGAGUGGAGUGAUUCCUCCAAGUUUGCUCUCUGCACCAUUAUCUGCCACUCCUCUUUCCCCCUGGGACUGAUGUUGAUGUCCGGCAUUGCCUAUUUUAUCCGCAACUGGAGGAUCCUGCAGCUGGUGCUCUUCAGCCCUCUUGUCGUGGUCCUGGGAGUCUUCUACUGGAUUCUUCCAGAGUCCGCUCGCUGGCUCAUCACGCAGGGCAGGAAGGAGGAGGCCAUUAAGGAGAUACGGAAGGCAGCCAGGGUGAACGGGAGGACGGUCCCAGAAGAUCUGCUGGGCAAGCUUGAAGUUGAUGGCACAGCCAAAAGAGGAAGCAUGUUGGACAUCUUCAGGAUAUCAUAUCUAAGAAAACGUGCAUUGAUUUUGAGCUAUUUGUGGUUCGGAACAAGUCUGGUGUACUAUGGACUGAGCCUGAAUGUUGGCAACUUUGGCCUGAAUAUCUACCUGACACAGUUCAUCUUUGGUGUCGUAGAGUUCCCUGCACGUCUGGGCAGUUUGCCUCUUAUCCAGCGCUUUGGGAGGAAAGUAUCUGUAGCAGUGGUCCUGUCGUUUGCUGGUGCGGCUUGUCUUGGGAUACUUGCUAUUCCAAAAGUGUUCUUGUCUGAUUUGUUAUUUGUCCAUCAGAUCCUUCCUGUGGUGAUAACAGUCAUAGCUGUACUGGGGAAAUUUGCCGCCACUGCCAGCUUCUCUAUAGUCUAUGUUUAUACUGCAGAACUAUACCCCACCAUUCUAAGGCAGAAUGGUGUCGGUCUAAACUCCAUGUUUGCUCGUGUGGCGGGCAUCCUGGCUCCACUGAUCAGGCUGCUGGACGUCUACCACUACACCAUCCCCAUGCUCAUAUACGGCAUCGUCCCCAUCGCCGCUGGAGGUUUCUGUUUAUUACUCCCUGAAACGCUCAAUGUCGAACUCCAGGACCACGCUGAGCUCGUAAAACUGGAGAAUAAGCCCGAGAUGAAAUCCUUCACCAAAGAGGAAACGAAGAGCACGAAGAUGUAAUUUAUAUGGACACAUCUAAGUGAGUGAGAUUGAGAGCAGGCAAACGAUUAAUUAAAUGAUGUUGGAAUAAAAAUGUUUUACUACGACAGAAGUAUUAGACUGGGAUUUUUACAUAGUUAUAAUUGCCGUUUGGGUUUUCUCACCUCAAAUGUAAUUGUUGAAUAAUGGACACAGUGCCUCUUGUUCUUUUCUCUAUGUAGAGUCGACCGUAGAGCCUUAUGAAAAAUAUGAAUGUGCAGACAUUUUGAUAUUUCAUCGCACAAUGUAACUUAUUACAUAAAGAGCUGCGAAUUUGCACAACUCGGACCUUUACAUAUAAAGUAAGCAACUGCCUGUCUGCUGGAUGUGUACCUAUAUGUGUGUAAUGUUACUGUUGUGGAACACAUUAUUACUGCUCAUUACUUUGUGUUACUAAUGUUAAGUUUGUGUGAUUGUUGUUUAGGUGCUCAUUUCAUUGGACUGAAAAGUGUUUCCUGCUUUAAAAACAAAUAUAAAGUGCAUAAAAAACUCAGCAUUACGCUGAAUUAGUGGGAGCCCUGAGCUUGUGUCUCUGCAACGAGCCGG
Messenger RNA from Cottoperca gobio, 2205 nucleotides. RefSeq names its product solute carrier family 22 member 13-like. The record is from RefSeq and is a predicted model, not a curated record. The transcript has 10 exons. The coding region runs from base 1 to 1641 and encodes 546 amino acids. Lineage: Eukaryota; Metazoa; Chordata; Actinopteri; Perciformes; Bovichtidae. Gene Ontology annotation, cellular component: membrane. Gene Ontology annotation, biological process: transmembrane transport. Gene Ontology annotation, molecular function: transmembrane transporter activity.